Mangifera indica (mango) is the source of this 3927-nucleotide messenger RNA. Its product is annotated as pentatricopeptide repeat-containing protein At5g61990, mitochondrial-like. Gene Ontology annotation, molecular function: protein binding. The coding region runs from base 72 to 3140 and encodes 1022 amino acids. Lineage: Eukaryota; Viridiplantae; Streptophyta; Magnoliopsida; Sapindales; Anacardiaceae. The transcript is spliced from 2 exons. The record is from RefSeq and is a predicted model, not a curated record.
UUUCAUUCCAACUCAAAGGAACAGCCGUUGCUCUUUCUGCGUCUUCUUCUUCUUCAGAUACUAUCUAAAACAUGUGGAGGCUCACACAUGUGACCUCUCGCGUGAGCAGGACCAGCACCCGAAAUGUCUCUACUAAAUCGGUGCGCCAGGUCACUGAACAAGAUACGGUAAAACAAAUCACCAACAUCAUUAAUCAGAACAAUUGGCAACUUCUCCUGUACAACUCAGACAUACCCAAAAAGUUGAAGCCGGAUGUGGUCCGAUCCGUUAUUCUUCAGUCCGGGUCCAACCACGACCCGAGACGCCUUCACAGCUUCUUCCAUUGGUCCGAACGUCAUAUGGGUACCCCGUUACAUGACUUAGAUUUAUUGUGUUUUCUUGUUCUUUCUUUGUGCAAUUCUAAAUUCUACGGAUCUGCUAGUGAAGUUAUUGAAAGAAUGGUAAGGAAUACUAAUAGUAAUAACAAGUCAGUUCGUGAUAUUUUGAAUGCCAUUGAUGUGUGUUACAGACAGUGUACUGAGUUUAAGUGUAAUGGUGUUGUGUUUGACAUGUUGAUUGAUGGGUUCAGGAACGCGGGGUUGUUAAAUGAGGCUGUUGAUGUGUUUAGUUGUGAUAAGAUUGUUGAGUUUAGGCCUAGUGUGUUACGUUGUAAUGCGUUGUUGAGGGAGUUGUUAAAAGGGAAUAAAACGGAGUUGUUGUUUUGGGAGGUCUGUGAGAAAAUGAAUGAAUUGAAGGUGGGUUUUAAUGUGUACACUUAUACCAUGGUGAUAAAUGCAUAUUUUAAGGCGAAGAAUGUCGAGGAAGCAAAACGCGUGUUUUUGGAAAUGGGAGAGAAGGGUUGCGGUCCAAAUGUUGUCACUUAUAAUGUCUUCAUUGGUGGGUUGUGUCGAAUGGGACAGACUGAUGAAGCGGUUGAGAAAAAGAAUCGUAUGCUCGAGAUGGGGUUGGAUCCUGAUAGUUAUACUUAUGUUAAUCUUAUUAAUGGGUUUUGCAUGGAAAAGAGAUUGGGUGAUGCAAAGUUGGUUUUGUUGGAGAUGAUGAGUAAGGGUUUGAAGGCUAAUUUGAUUGUUUACAAUGCUUUGAUUGAUGGGUUUGUGAAACAAGGUGAUGUAGAAGAGGCUUUUAAGUUGAAGGAUGAGAUGGUUGUUUCCGGUACUCAGAUAGAUUUGGUCAUAUAUAAUACACUGCUUAAUGGGGUUUGUAAGGGUGGUAACAUGGAUAAGGCUAAAGAAGUGAUGCAUGAGAUAAGUCGAAUGGGUAUUGUACCUGAUUCAAGAACUUAUACUUUGUUAAUAGAAGGGUAUUGCAGAGGACGGGAUUUAGAUAGUGCUUUUGAGUUAUUUGAUGAGAUGAAGAAGAAGAACUUGGCUCCCACUGUGUUUACUUACAGUGCGAUAAUCAAUGGGCUAUGCAAUUGUGGAAAUCUUCAACAGGUCAAUACCGUUUUGGGAGAUAUGAUUACAAGGGGUUUGAAGCCAAAUUCUGCAAUCUAUUCAAAUCUUAUUUCAGCUUAUUCCAAGACAAAUAGAAUUGAAAAAGCAAGGAAGGUCUUGGAGAGGAUGAGGAUGAAUGGAAUUCCACCAGAUGUGUUUUGUUACAAUUCUAUUAUACAUGGUCUCUGCAAAGCCAAAAGGAUGGAAGAAGCAAGGACCUAUUUGGUUGAAAUGUUAGGGAAAGGAUUAAAGCCUAAUAAUUGUACAUAUGGAUUUUUUAUCCAUGGAUAUAGUAAAGUAGGAGAGAUGCAAGUAGCAGACCGCUAUUUCAAUGAGAUGCUAGGUCGUGAUCUAGAGCCCAAUGAUGUAAUUUACUCUGCCAUUAUUGAUGGGCACUGCAAAGAGGGGAACAUAACAGAAGCAUUCUCAACAUUUAGAUGCAUACUUGCACGAGGGAUUCUUCCUGAUGUGCAAACUUAUAGCGUGCUCAUUAAUGGCCUAUCAAUGAAUGGAAAAAUGCCAGAAGCCCUGGGAUUAUUCUCAGAACUUUUAGAGAAGGGGUUGGCUCCAGAUAUUUACACUUUCAAUUCCCUCAUCAUUGGUUUUUGCAAACAAGGUGAUCUCAGUAGGGCCUUUCAACUUCAUGAUGUGAUGUGCAUGAAAGGCACUGACCCAAACAUAGUUACUUAUAAUGUAUUGCUCGAUGCAUUAUGCAAGGCAGGUGAUGCUGAGAAAGGUAAGAACUUGUUUUAUAGCAUCUCAGAAAAAGGAUUGAACCCCAACAGUGUAACAUUUGCUAUUAUGAUAGAUGGUUUCUGCAAAACUGGGAAUGUGAAUGAAGCAUUCCGGUUAUUGGAUGAGAUGCCGAAAAUGGGUGUCCAACCAGAUAGUUUUGUCUACAAUGCCCUUCUCACUGGGUGCUAUAAAGAAGAGAACCUAGAGAGAACAUUGGAAUUGUUUCAGGACAUGUUGGAGAAGGGCUUGGCCACCACUCUUUCUUUCAACACUUUAAUUGAGGGCUUGUGUAAGAGAAACAAACUUAAGGAAGCCCAUAAAAUGUUGGAAGCAAUGUUAGAAAGGCAAGUCAUACCUAAUCAUGUCACCUAUACCACUCUCAUUGAUCAGCAUUGCAAGGUUCAAGAUAUGGAGAAAGCUAAACAACUCUUAGUGGAGAUGCAGGAAAAGAAUCUGACGCCAGCAGCUGCUACUUACACAUCACUGUUAAGUGGUUACAAUAGAAUGGGGAAUAGAUCUGAGGUUUUUGCUCUGUUUGAAGAGAUGCUAGGGAAGGGAAUUGAGCCUGAGAAAAUCACCUAUUAUGUAAUGAUUGAUGCUCACUGUAAAGAAGGUAAUCUAAUGGAAGCCUUGAUGUUGAGGGAUUUGAUUCUGGAAAAGGGUAUGUGUUUAUCUUUGUGGGCAUACAGAGUUCUCAUAACCACCCUGUGUGGAAAAGAGGAAUUUUCUAAAGCUUUGAGGUUGCUUGAUGAAAUGGGAGAAAGUGGACAUAGGCUUGAUUAUGCCUUAUGUCGGUCUAUAGCUCUCCAAUUCCAAAAAGAAGGCGAAAUGGACAAAACUGCCAAGGUUUUCAAGUGUAUGUCACGUUUUGGAUGGGUAUCAAACUCCAUUAGGAUGGCAGACUUAAUUAGUGGAAACACCAGUGAUAGACAUCUUGAGGACUCCAACCAUCUUAUUAAGCAAAUGGCUUAGGAAGUUUCAAAUGUGACCAACCCCUUGAGCUGCAUCAUAUCUCUGUUCCAUCAUCUCUCCAGACAAGCAGUGGAAUCAGGGUCUGUCCAGAUGGGGAUUAACCUUCCAUGUUUAUCCCUGGUUCUAGCUGCCCAACAAAUGGAUGUUUUCCAUUUUCUAUAUUGAAUUCCUUUAUCCAAGUGACAUUAUAGUCCUUGUGGAGGUUUGGUUUCAUUGACUUUGUGUAUACUCCGAUGCACUAAAAUAAGUCAUUCUCCCUAGUGAUAAUUUGAUCAAGGUUUUGAAUUUAAGCAGCUGAUGCCCAUGACAUUAUCAUAAUGAAAGAGCUCCUUGGACAAAUUUCUCCCUUGAGGGUUCUUUUUCUUGCAUCCCUGGCAACUGACUUCCUGAAAGAUGGUAAUUGCAUUGGUAUUGAUUCAUUUUGUUGUAUUUUGUUAAAAUAAGGCGAGCAGAGAUCAUAAAUUUGUCAUCAGUGAGUGCUUUCUUUAUCUACUAGGAUAUUGUGUUUAUCGCAGUGAGGCGAAUUUUGGUAUCAAUUGCCCUGUGGCCUGCGAGUAUGUAUGAGGUGAAGGCCUGAAGCAGAAAUGAGCAUUUCCUUUGACUAGAUAUUGUUGCUGUGGGGUGAAGAACACAUGGUAGAAAUCAAGCAGAUCAAUCUAUAUUUCUAUCUCUGUAUUAAGACAGAAUACAAUUGUAAAAUGUGUACCAAUAUCCCAUUGGGGAGCCAUUACUUUUUGUUUUGUGUGCCAUGGGCAUAUGAAGAACAGAACCUUCCUUUUCUUGUGCA